GUCUAUUAUUUCAACCACCACUGUAACGAAAACAGCAUGGACAGAUUGAAAUUCAAUAAUUUGGUGAUAUCCAACAAGAAGGUCAUUCAAAAGGCACGCGCCCAGACCAUCGCCAAAAUCGUACAAAAGCUGCGAAAGACAAAAGAGGCUCUGGCCAAAAAUCCAGACAGUGAAAAGGAAAAGAUUCGUUUACGCAAGAACACAGAAUGCCUGGCCCAGUUGAAGGCUCUAAAAUAUAUGGAUAUGGUACGCCAGUCGCUCCUGCAGGAGGGCACAAAUCCCAAUGCGGUGAUUGCUAACGAGCGCUCCACGCCGGAUGAACUGGGCAUUGCCAUGCUGCGGCUAAACAAAUUGAUGCACGGACUGGUGGACAAGUUUGUGGAAACCUUGAAGCUGAGCACCACCGAUAAGGAGGCCAAGUGGCGUGAGGAGAUCCUAGAGACGAGCAAGCGAAGGGCCAAAAUAGAACGCACUGAGGAGCGGAAGAGGAAGCGCAAGGAGCUGAAGGAGCAGAAGGCCCAAACCAAAAACCGACUGGAGUGGUUAGAGCAGAACAAAGUGGUGGAUGCAGAUGUUAAUGGAGCAACUGCGGAAACGCCCACUCUUCAAGUCAGCAAAGUAAAUGAUCAGGAAAUACCACAGUCUUUUGCAAAAACUGAAAAUUCUCCAGUUCUCAAAGUCAAAAAGGAAAAGACACCUAAAACACCAGCCAAAAAAGAAAGAAACCUUCAGAAAAAACAAGCUUUUGAUGAGCAGAUCAACCCGGAGAUAACUAAGCUCAGUUCCAAAAAGCAGAAUUUAAAUACAAUCAAGGAGAAUAAUGCAGAGCCACAACUAGAAGGCAGACCGAAAGAAUCUAAGCCAAAACCCUUCGAGAAAAAACCAGCCAGAGAGCAGAAGCCUAAGCCACGAUUAGAAAGGCAGCCAAGUAUCGAUGAAGAAGAACCACAACUUGACAAUAAUCGUCCCACACAUGUCGUUGAUCCCUUCUUCAUUACGGAAUCAGGCCAGCCCUACUUGUCCAGCGCCGUGGUUCUUUCCGGGGACAAUGACAGCGAAGCUGAUGAGGAACAGGCACCGCCGCCAGUCAAAAGGUUCCGCAAUGAGGAUCGACGGUCGAACACAUAUCGGGAGAAACCGGAAAGACAGCCAGAGUUCAAAGCGAGAAAGCCAACUGAUGAUCGUCAUCCCUCCUGGCUGGCUAAGCAACAGCAGAAACCAAUCAUUGGUGAUUUUAGAGGCAAGAAGAUUACAUUCGGCGACGACGGCCAGGCGGCGGAAAUUAUUGCUCCAAGUAUCAAUCAAUUAACCGCUACUGCUGCUCCUUUGCCCACCGAUGGCAUGCACCCGUCUUGGGUGGCCAAACAGAAGUUUAAGCCGAAAAUUGCCGCGUUUCAGGGCACAAAGAUUAAGUUUGACGAAGAUUAAAGAUGAUGUCAAUGGU
Drosophila melanogaster (fruit fly) is the source of this 1444-nucleotide messenger RNA. It is a transcript of the gene Rlb1, whose product is annotated as Rlb1. The record is from RefSeq and is marked reviewed. The transcript is spliced from 2 exons. The coding region runs from base 37 to 1428 and encodes 463 amino acids. NCBI's taxonomy places the organism in Eukaryota, Metazoa, Arthropoda, Insecta, Diptera, Drosophilidae.